AUGAAGUUGAGCAAGCUUUCCAUUGAUAAGGUCGAUGUUCGCGGAAAGCGAGUCCUCAUCCGUGUUGACUUCAACGUACCCAUGAAGGAGGGAAAAAUCACCAACAACCAGAGAAUUGUCGCCGCUCUUCCUACCAUUAAGUAUGCAUUGGAUAAUGGAGCCAAGGCUGUUGUUUUGAUGUCUCAUCUUGGAAGACCCGAUGGUCGUGUUCAACUCAAGUACACCUUAUCUCCUGUUGCUGAUGAGCUCCGCAAGCUCUUAGACAGAGAAGUUGUUUUCCUUUCCGAUUGUGUUGGGGCUGAGGUUGAAUCUACUCUUCAAAACCCAACCGAUGGUUCCGUUUUCCUCCUUGAAAACCUUCGAUUCCACAUUGAAGAAGAAGGAAAGGGUGUUAGCGAGGAUGGACAGAAGGUCAAAGCUGAUCCAGCCAAGGUUGAGGAGUUCCGUGCUUCUUUGACCAAACUUGGAGAUGUUUAUGUCAAUGAUGCUUUCGGUACUGCCCAUAGAGCUCACAGCUCCAUGGUUGGUGUCAAUCUCGAGCCAAAAGCUUGUGGUUACUUAAUGAAAAAUGAACUCGUUUACUUCGGAAAAGCUUUGGAUGAUCCAGCUCGUCCUUUCCUCGCUAUCCUUGGAGGUGCUAAGGUUGCGGACAAGAUCCAACUCAUCAACAACUUGAUUGACAAAGUAAAUGAAAUGAUCAUUGGAGGAGGAAUGGCUUUCACCUUCUUGAAAGUUGCUCAAGGAGUUUCUAUUGGAAAUUCUCUCUACGAUGAAGAAGGAGCCAAGAUCGUGAACGAUAUCUUGGAAAAGGCUAAAGCCAAGAAUGUCAAGAUUCAUUUGCCAGUCGAUUUCGUUGUUGGAGACAAAUUCGCAGAAGAUGCCUCCGUCAGCGUUGUUGCAGCUGCUCAAGGAGUUCCUGAAGGCCACAUGGGUCUUGAUGUCGGACCAGAGUCUUCUAAGAUCUUCGCUUCUGCCAUUCAGAACGCCAAAACAAUUGUUUGGAACGGACCACCAGGAGUUUUUGAGUUCGAGAAGUUCGCUCAAGGUACUCGUUCCAUGAUGGAUGCUAUCAUUGCUUCGACAUCUGCCGGAUCUGUUACAAUCAUUGGUGGUGGAGACACUGCUACUGCUGCCAAGAAGUUCAAUGCUGAAGACAAAGUCAGCCAUGUCUCUACUGGUGGUGGUGCUAGUUUGGAAUUGUUGGAAGGCAAAGUACUUCCUGGAGUCCAUGCCCUCUCUGAGGCUUAA
Molecule: messenger RNA, 1248 nt
Organism: Auanema sp. JU1783
Lineage: Eukaryota; Metazoa; Nematoda; Chromadorea; Rhabditida; Rhabditidae
Source: the annotation of a GenBank genome assembly